AGUCGAACUAUUACUGCACGGGUGCUGUAGGCCUUCAUACCAGCCGUCAAUUUCCAUCUGACCGCCUGCAUUUUACCUACUUAAUUCUGUUAAUAAAAAAAGCUUUUAUGCAUUCAGAUAAUUGCUUCCGUUCACACUGCACACCACGCACUAACUAGACUGAUGAGGCAGGAGCGAGCAGAAGACCUCACCGCCGGCGAGGGUUCGUAUAUCCGGACAAGCGCACUCCCUCAUCGAGCGACGGUCCGGCAGAUGGCCCUCCAUGCCCGCCUGCUGCGCCGCGGCUGCGUCCCCGGCUUUCUCAGGAUCUGCCGCAAGGCGCCGUUCCCUGGGCUCGCCGGCCGACGCCGUCGACGGCAGGUAUGUGGGAGCACUCCGCCUUCCUCAGGCCGCGCCGCCCGACGCCCUCCACCUCGAUGGAAGCUGCCCGCUUCCUCCAGCCUCUCGCAGAUGGAGAUCUGCCGGCCCCGCGCCGCCACCGCCCAGGAAGGAGCUAUUCCUCCGCCUCUCCGGCGCGUGGGAGUCCGCCGUGCAGGCGCUUCUCGAGCUCGGGAGAGGCACCGAUCAAUACUGUCCAACCAAGUCUGUGUAUCCACAUUGAUUCUUAUGGCAGUGAAAGCUUCUUCAAAGUCUUCCUCUUCCUCGUACUUGUACAUGCAAGCACUGAAAUCAGCAAGUACAUUUGGGCCAUCCUCGUCUUUUUUCUUAUGAGGAGAAGGAAGGCAAAAGGGAGAUCAUCUACAUUAAUCUCCUGUCAAGUAUUGGAAAUCCCAAGUAUUUCAUGAGCAAAGCACCUAUGGUACAACUUGCAUGAGAAGGAUGGUAAAAGUGAGUUCAAAAGGGAGAUCAUCCACACCACUUGCAGAUCAGCGGGAGAAGAACAAUCAAUAGAGAGAUAGGGCAAAAGGGAGAUCUUUAUGCCACAUAAACUUGCAGAUCAGCGUGAGGAGGACAGAUAUAGGGCAAAAGAGGAUCUCUAUGCCGCCCAUAGAUCAACAUAUACCUUGGUCACGUUCUGGCUACAAGAAGGAUGAUCAAGGAGGACUGGGGAAGACCGGCGGGACGAAGGCAUGGAGAUCGCUGUUUGGCGCCAAUGUGCGUUCUGUUUGGCGCCAAGCAGCCGUAGGAGAUAUUUCACCGGACAAAUUGGGGUGUUUGUUUUCAUUCUUUAAAAGAAUUAAGUGGGGAAAUUAGAGCAGUCAGAUUGGAAUUGACGGCUGAUGUAGAUGUCUACAGCAUCCGUGCAGUAAUAGUUGGACUGCAGAGGAGCCGAACCCCGUGGAAGAGGAGUUUCCGAGACACCGCACAACAGAUCGAGAAAUCCUGAGGCUAAAUCACGGUACAUGCGCGGGCGCGCAUGGCCAUGGCGAUGUCAACCGGCGACGGCGUCGUCCACCGCAUGCUCAGCCUCCACCGAGUCGUCAAGAGCAAUCUCGUCGCCGGUCUCCUCCGGUUCAUCCCGACUGCGCCGACGACGACGGCAGCACCGGCGGUGGAGCCGCCCGCGUGCCUGCUCGGAAACGGCAUCAAGACCGUGGUGCUCGAAGUCGACGCGCUGCUCCUCAAGUCUUCACCGCCGUCGGCCGCGACGCUGUUCCCUCCUUUCUUCCUCGUCGCCGUCGAGGCCGGCAGCUUCGCCCGAGGCCUCCUCCUGCUCGCGCUCUACCCGUUCCUGCACAUCAUGACGCACGCGAUGUGUGUAGAGGCCAUGGUCAUGGUCAGCUUCUGCGGGCUGCGGCGCGACGAGGCGGCGAGGAUCGGCAGGGCCGUGCUGCCCAAGUACUUCUCCAAGGAGGCGGCGCGCGUGGAGGCGCUGGGGGAGGCGAGGGAGGCGACGGCGAGUGAGGUGAAGGUGGCGGCGGCGAGCAGGUCGUUCCCGACGGUGAUGGUGGAGGCGUUCUUGAAGGAUUACGUGGGCUUCGACGCGGUGAUCGGCAGGGAGGUCAAGGCGGGCUACGGAUACUUCGCCGGUGUAAUGGACGACGGGAACACGUACGCGGAGAGGCUUAGGGCUGCGGUCAAGAGAGCCGAAGAGAACACUACGUACCACUACCCGAAGCCCAUGAUCUUCCACGACGGGCGGCUGGCGUUCACGCCGACACCGGCGGCCGCGCUCGCCAUGUACGUCUACUUCCCCUUCGCCGUCGUGCUCUCUGUCGUGCACAUCGCCAUCUACACCCUCCUCCCGCGGCGCCUGAUAGGCCCAGCCGCCGCGCUCGCCGGCGUGCGGGUGCGCGUCACCGGCGCCCCUCCCGCCGCCGCGAACGGCGAGAGCGGCGCCUCGGGCGGCCGGCUCUACGCGUGCAACCACCGCACGCUCCUCGACCCGAUUGCCAUCUCGAGCGCGCUGGGGAAGCCCGUGUUCGCCGUGACGUACAGCCUGAGCCCGCUGUCGGAGCUGCUCUCGCCGAUCCCGCUGCUGCGCCUCACCCGCGGCCGCGACGAGGACCGGCGCCGCAUGUCGGAGCUGCUGGAGCGGGGCGACGUGGUGGUGUGCCCGGAGGGGACGACGUGCCGCGAGCCGUACCUGCUCAGGUUCAGCCCGCUGUUCGCCGAGCUCGCCGACGAGGUGAGCCCCGUGGCGGUGGACGAGCGCUCCACCAUGUUCUACGGCACGUCGACGUCGCCGGGCGCCAAGUGCUUGGACUCGGUCUUUUUCCUGAUGAACCCACGGCCGGAGUACUCGGUCCACUUCCUGGAGCCCGUGCGCACAGACAACCCGCGUGGCAGCAUCGAGGUCGCGAACCAGGUGCAGGGCGUGCUGGCCGGCGCUCUCGGGUUCACGCCCACGGCGCUGACGAGGAAGGACAAGUACUUGCUGCUCGCUGGUAACGAGGGGGUCGUGGCGACCAAGACGAGCAAAGUCAUCUAGGAUUGUAGGGAUGCUUAGAAUAUAUACAUAGUAGAGUGUUGUUUUGCGGUACUGUACAUUGCACUGCAUAACCACAUUUUUUGUAUGCCGGAUUGAUGAACUGGGUAUGUUUGGAACGCUA
Molecule: messenger RNA, 2993 nt
Organism: Triticum dicoccoides
Lineage: Eukaryota; Viridiplantae; Streptophyta; Magnoliopsida; Poales; Poaceae
Product: probable glycerol-3-phosphate acyltransferase 3
Exons: 4
Coding region: 1358-2872 (504 amino acids)
Biological process (GO): cutin biosynthetic process
Cellular component (GO): membrane
Molecular function (GO): glycerol-3-phosphate 2-O-acyltransferase activity; phosphatase activity
Source: RefSeq, a predicted model, not a curated record